Messenger RNA from Lethenteron reissneri (Far Eastern brook lamprey), 2721 nucleotides. RefSeq names its product very-long-chain (3R)-3-hydroxyacyl-CoA dehydratase-like. The record is from RefSeq and is a predicted model, not a curated record. Lineage: Eukaryota; Metazoa; Chordata; Hyperoartia; Petromyzontiformes; Petromyzontidae. Gene Ontology annotation, biological process: sphingolipid biosynthetic process; very long-chain fatty acid biosynthetic process; fatty acid elongation. Gene Ontology annotation, molecular function: 3-hydroxyacyl-CoA dehydratase activity. Gene Ontology annotation, cellular component: endoplasmic reticulum membrane.
CCCCGUCCUCGCCUGCUUCGUUUUGCUUCCGCAGGCCACAAAACCCAGCCCCCUUUUUGCCAAGACCGGAUUUGGUUAAUCUUUCCCACCCCCAGAAAAGCGAGAGACACAAAAAACCUUUUCAGCCAAGAAAAACUGCAUUUUUCAGUAACAGCUGCCGGGUGCUGGCAUUACUUCUGGUUUAUAACAACAAGCAUAAUGGCUAUGAAAACUACUAGGUUCAGGCCAACAGGAGUGGGCAGAGCGCAAGCAUUGGACAGAAAGAAUUCACAAGGAAGCAGCGAAUCUUCAUUCGAUGUCAGCAGUUCAUAUUUUGAACCAGCAAGGAAGUACUACUUAUUUAUUUACUCCCUGAUGCAGUUCCUCGGACAUUCUUGGGUAUUUGUCAACAUGACCGUCCGCAUGCUUCAUUUUGGAGAAGACUCAAUGAUAGAUACUUUUUAUGCAAUCGGCGAAGUGAUGAGUUACUGUCAAGCUUUGUCGCUUCUGGAGGUAAUCAAUUCGCUACUGGGCCUCUCGAAAAGUGCUCUCAUCCCCACGAUAUUACAGGUGCUCAGUAGGAACCUUCUGCUGUUUGUCGUAAUCUGGAACCAAGAGGAACUUCAAAACACAGUGGUGGUGUUUGCGGUUUUCUACUUGUGGAGCUCCAUUGAAAUAUUCAGGUACCCGUAUUACAUGCUUGCCAGCCUGAGCAUGGAGUGGGAGCUCCUGACAUGGCUUCGCUACUCCUUCUGGCUUCCACUCUGCCCGCUGCUCUUGUUUGCUGAAGUGAUUUGCGUCCUGCAGUCCCUUGAACAUUUUGAGCACUCGGGAGAGGUUUUCCUGAAUCUCCAGGAGCCACUAAACAUAUCAGCACUGUUUCCUUACGUACUCUACACUUAUUUGCUGCUAAUAUUGCCACUCAGAUUUAUCGUCAAUUCCCAUUAUCUUUACAAGCAAAGACAGAAGAACUUGGAAAUGCUUAAACAAAAGUUCCAGUAACUAUACACACAUUGCCAAGUGCUUACGUAAUUACACCUUUUUUUCUUCAAAAUACUGUAUAGACCUCAACUUGUGAGGAACCAAAAAUUGCGGAUCUUGUUAUCUGCAAAAGUAUCUCUGAAUUUACUCCCUUUAUCCACGGGAAAAAAUUUACAGAUAAUCGUGGAUAAUGAGUGAUUUUUCACCCAAAUUCCAUUAGUCAAGAACAUUCGUGGACAAUAGGAAAUAAUUCUGCAAUGAUCUUUGGGAUAAUUGGAAUAAUAGGGUCACAAAUAAGAGUUUUCACAAACCCUACUGCUGCCACAGAUAAUAGGAGUUAUGGGUAAUAGGGUUAAAGUUGAAUUAGUUAUUUUCACUGUAUAUAACCUUUUAUGAAACACAUCACAUGAUUUAAACUGAAAUUGAGAAGUGUUUACUACAGUCAUGCAGUUUUACAUUGAAUAAAAAGUACAGUAUUACUGCAAUACUUGUAGCCAUAUCAUAGUGAAUCUUUAAUACGUGUAUAUUUUUGUUUAUCUGCCUAUUCACUGCCGUCAAUUUGAACAAUUGUCACGAUAUGGGGUCAUGACUCAUUUCUACUUCUCGUCUGUAAGGUGGUUUUAUUUACUUAACUGCAUAAAAAUCGGUCGUAUUUGAAUGUAUGUAUCACCAUAUGCCUAAUCUUUUUAUAUGGAGCAGUUGUCACAUACCAGAACCAAUUUUCAACAGCUUUUGACAAAGCAUUGCCUUUUUUUCAAAUAGUGCCUAUUGCAUUGAACACAGAUUUAUAUUUGUGCAAAAAUCUUACGAUUUUUAGUUACCAUAGCUGCAUUUCGUUGUGUUAUAAGGGCUGUAUUUUAAAUUUGCAGUGCAAACAGCAUACAAUUAAAACUUCAUUUGUAGAAAAUGUUAUAAGCAUAUAGCACUGGAAUACAGUACUCUUUACAUGCUUUACAUUAAACACGGAUUUGAAGCUUUCGUGACUGCAAUGAUUCAUACUCUUAGGUUUUUUCGGUACGUGACUUUACUGAAAAAACCUAAGAGUAUACAUUAAACACGGCUUAACAAAAUUGCUCUCGAAAUUGAAGUUCAAAAUAUGUAAAGUUAGCAUUUCCUGAACUCUUAUACCAACUUUGGUCAUUGUACAGUGUGAGGUUAGCAUUGCAAUUGCUGGGUGUGUGGCCAUUACAGACAGCUCUUGAGAAGGUAGUGAUGGAAUACAACAACCCUUAUGUCUCUAACUAAACUAAAUAAACCAAUUUUAUUUUACCAGGUAAGGCCCCACUGAGCUAUUUGACUGUGAUUCAGAAGCGACCUGGUCACAAAUGACAGCUCAAUGAAGUGGCUUAUGUGUACAUUUAUAGCAGCCAAACACUAUAAACGCAUGUUGAUUCUAAAUGCGGAGGGGAAAACCGUUGGACUCGGAGAAAAAUCCGCACGACCACGGGGGAUAACAUGCAAACUCCACAUGUACAGGCGUCAGGCUUGGGAUCGAACCCACGAUCUCUUGUAUACCAGACGAGGGAGUGAACAUCUCGCCACCAGGGCACCUGUUGACAGCAGAAACCCCAAUCACACACCAGUACUUGCACAGGGAGCUUGCACCUUAUUGUUUAUGCGAUGGGUACAGAGUACAUACUUGCACGGUAUUGGUAGGUUACAUUGUUGGUGCUCAUUUUGCAGUAUUGAAACCGAAAUGGCAACGUUCUUUGUGCUCUUAUUUUCACGUGGAAAUAAAAAAACAUGCAGUUUAUAUCGACA